Messenger RNA from Candidula unifasciata, 5742 nucleotides. Lineage: Eukaryota; Metazoa; Mollusca; Gastropoda; Stylommatophora; Geomitridae. The record is from the annotation of a GenBank genome assembly.
AGCUAAUUGGAUGCUGGACUACCAGGGGAUGGUGUGUCUUGCAGCCAGCCAGGUGUGGUGGACGUGGGAAGUGGAGGAUGUGUUCAGAAAAGUCAAGAAGGGGGCUAAAACGGCACUGAAGGACUAUGCCAAAAAGAUGCACACUCAGAUUGAUCAGCUGGUUGUCAAGAUUCGAUCUAACUUACCAAAGAAUGACAGAAAGAAAUACAACACUGCCCUGAUUGUAGAUGUACAUGCACGCGACAUCAUCGAUGGAUUUGUGAGAGACAGCAUCAUGGAUGAGAAAGAAUUUGAGUGGGAAUCCCAGCUCCGCUUUUACUGGGUCCGGGAGCCAGAUGAACUCUACAUACGACAGUGUACGGGUGCAUUUUUAUAUGGCUAUGAAUAUAUGGGGCUGAACGGACGACUAGUGAUUACACCACUCACAGACAGAAUUUAUUUAACAUUGACACAGGCUCUGUCAAUGAAUUUGGGAGGAGCACCUGCAGGACCUGCAGGUACAGGAAAGACUGAGACCACAAAAGACUUGGCUAAAGCCCUGGGUCUACUCUGUGUGGUCACAAAUUGUGGGGAAGGCAUGGACUACAAAGCCUUUGGAAAAAUUUUGUCUGGACUGUGUCAGUGUGGGGCAUGGGGCUGCAUGGAUGAAUUCAACCGCAUCGACAUCUCCGUGCUGUCAGUCAUCUCCACGCAGCUUCAGACUAUCAGAUAUGCUCUUGUGAUGAAACUGACUCAUUUCCAGUUUGAAGGUGCAGAGAUUCCUCUAGAUCCACGUGUGGGUGUGUUUAUCACCAUGAACCCAGGAUAUGCUGGCCGCACUGAGCUGCCAGAAUCUGUGAAAGCUCUCUUCCGACCCGUUGUAGUCAUUGUUCCAGAUUUGCAGCAGAUAUGUGAGAUUAUGCUGUUUUCAGAAGGCUUCCUCUUGGCAAAGGUCUUGGCCAAAAAGAUGACUGUAUUGUACAAGCUAGCCAGAGAACAGUUGUCGAAGCAGUUUCAUUAUGAUUUUGGACUGCGAGCAUUAAAGUCUGUGCUGGUUAUGGCUGGAGAGUUGAAGAGGAGUGCUGGGGAACUAGAGGAGGAUGUGGUUUUGAUGCGAGCACUGAGAGAUAUGAACUUGCCCAAGUUUGUAUUUGAUGAUGUUCCCCUAUUUUUGGGAUUAAUAUCCGAUUUGUUCCCAGGACUAGACUGUCCGAGGGUGCGCUAUCCCAACUUUAAUGAUGCUGUUGAGGAAACAAUUGCUGAAGGUGGAUAUGUUGUUUUGUCUCAGCAGGUAGAUAAAAUUGUCCAGCUGUACGAGACAAUGAUGACCCGCCACUGUACCAUGAUAGUGGGGCCCACUGGAGGAGGCAAAUCAGUUGUUCUUAACUCACUUGUAAAUGCCCAGGUCCGACUGGGCACUCCAACUAAAGUCUACACAAUCAACCCCAAGGAGAGGCCAGUUGUAGAACUCUAUGGUGUUCUUGACCCCGUCAGCAGAGACUGGACAGAUGGGCUAUUGUCCAGCAUUUUCAGGGAAAUGAAUCGACCUACAGAGAAGAAAGAACUGAGGUAUAUUGUCUAUGAUGGUGAUGUUGACGCCUUGUGGAUAGAAAAUAUGAACUCAGUCAUGGAUGACAACAAGCUGCUGACUCUGUCCAAUGGAGAGAGGAUUAGACUGCAGUCAUACUGUGCCAUGUUGUUUGAGGUCUUUGACCUCCAGUAUGCUUCACCAGCAACAAUUUCACGAUGUGGCAUGGUCUUUGUUGACCCCAAGAAUUUGGGCUAUAACCCAUAUUGGGAAAGAUGGAUAAAGAGCCGAACCAAGGAGACUGCCAAAGAACUCAGUGGCCUCUACAAGAAGUAUGUUUACAAUCUGGUGGAACUGGUUAUUGAAGGCAUGCAGGAUGGACAACAAAUUGAAAGACUGCGGACAAUCUUGCCAGUAACAAACCUGAACUUGGUUACACAGCUGACAAUGAUGCUAACAGCCACUCUUGAUGACAAUGAGUAUGAACAGGGGGAGCUUGAGGCUAUGAUGAUACAAGCACUGGUCUGGUCUAUAGGAGCCCCUCUCAUUGAGAGCAGCCGAGUCAGAUUUGAUGCAUUUUUGAAGUAUCUGGCAAGUCUGAGCUUAAUAUAUGAUGAACGGAAGGCUGCAGGACUGGGAGAACUUCCUGCCAUAGGAACUUUGUUUGACUACACCUACAGCCGGGAACAGAAAAAAUGGCUGCGAUGGGCAGCCUUAGUUCCUGCCUAUGUCCAUGAUCCAGAACGGAAAUUCUACGACAUCCUGGUCCCUACUGUGGAAACUGUGAGAUCAACUUGGCUACUGAAUCUUAUGGUCAAGAUCAAAAGACCUAUUGUGUUAGUAGGGGAGACAGGCACAUCCAAGACAGCAACCAUCCUCAGCUAUUUGCGAGCAAUCAACCCUGAUACCACUUCUCUGCUCAACAUGAAUUUCUCAUCUCGGACAACUUCCCUUGAUGUUCAGCGAAAUCUUGAGGCAAAUGUGGAGAAACGAACCAAAGACACUUAUGGCCCGCCUUCUGGGAAGAGGUUGUUGAUAUUCAUUGAUGAACUUAACAUGCCACAGGUGGACACAUACGGAACUCAACAACCAAUUGCGAUGCUGAAACUUCUUUUAGAUCGGGGUGGAUUUUAUGACCGAGGAAAGGAGCUGUGCUGGAAAAAUAUCAAGGACUUGGGUUAUAUUGCUGCUAUGGGGAAAGCUGGUGGUGGACGCAAUGAAACUGACCCAAGAUUUGUCUCCCUGUUUUGUGUAUUCAAUAUGACAUUUCCGGACAGCGACUCACUCUUGAGGAUUUACUUGUCCAUUCUCAAUGGUCAUCUGAAUGCAUUUGAUAUUGAAAUUUCUCGCCUUGCUACACGCAUCACACAGAUGACCAUCGAUCUCUAUUCGGCUUUGGUAAAAGAGCUGCCACCAACUCCAUCUAAAUUUCACUACAUCUUUAAUUUGAGAGACUUGUCACGGAUUUUUAAUGGUCUGUGUUUGUCAACUCCUGACCGUUUCACUAAGGCAGAUCAGUUCUUGCGGCUGUGGAGAAAUGAAUGUAUGAGAGUCAUCAGCGACAGGCUUAUUACAACUGAAGAUAAGACUCUAGUUCAGGGUCACUUGAGUGAGCUACUGACUGAAUAUUUUAAAGAUAUUGAUUCCAGCCAAGUUUUGAGUGACCCAAUUCUGUUUGGAGAUUUCCGGAAUGCACUAGAGGAAGGGGAACCAAGAAUUUAUGAGGAUAUGCAAGAUUAUGAAGCUUGCAAAGCUAUUUUCCAGGAGAUUCUAGAUGAUUAUAAUGAAGUUAAAAGGAGCAUGCCAUUGGUUCUCUUUGAUGAUGCAGUGGAGCAUCUAACUCGCAUCCAAAGAGUGUUGAGGAUGUGCAGGGGAAACUCUCUCCUGGUGGGUGUGGGAGGCAGUGGCAAGCAAAGUUUGUGUCAUUUAGCUGCUCAUGCUGCUCGAUGUGAGAUCUUCCAGAUCAUGCUGAGUCGAGGCUACAGUGAGAACAAUUUCAGAGAUGAUUUAAAAAACCUGUACUCAAAACUUGGUACAGAAAACAAACAAAUGGUCUUCUUGUUUUCUGAUCAGCAAGUGGCUGAAGAAGGAUUCCUAGAAUUAAUAAACAACAUGUUGACUACAGGAAUGGUUCCUGCCUUAUAUGCAGAUGAAGAGAAAGAUGGUAUUAUCAACUCAAUGAGAACUGAGGCUGCUGUUGCUAAUAAGGGACCUGGCAAAGAGAGUAUCUGGCAAUACUUUGUAGACAAGUGUGCAAACAAUCUUCACAUUGUGUUGACCAUGUCGCCUGUAGGGGAAACUUUGAGAACACGCUGCAGGAACUUUCCAGGAAUUGUCAACAAUGCCAUCAUUGACUGGUUCUUCCCCUGGCCUGAGCAAGCUCUGUAUGCAGUGGCCAGUGUUAUGGUGUCACCAGAUAAUGUUCUGAUACCGCAGGAGCACAGAACAAACCUGAUUGCCCACUGUGUCAUGGUCCACCAGAGUGUCUGUGAUUACAGUGUUCUAUUCCUGCAGAGACUGCGCCGGUACAAUUAUGUGACACCCAAAAACUACCUGGACUUUAUUACUUGUUACCUGAAAUUGCUAAAGGAGAAAGAUCUGUUCAUUCUUUCACAAUGUGAGAGACUGCAAGGUGGACUGUCUAAAAUUGAAGAUGCUACAAAGAUGUUGGCCAUCCUGAAUGAGAAGCUGGCUGUACAGAGGGUUGCGGUCACUGAAAAAACAGUCGCUUGUGAGGCUUUGCUUCGAGAAAUUGCCCAGUCUAGUACCCAGGCUAAUGAAAUGAAAAGUACAGCAGAAGUCAAAGCACAAGAAAUAACAGAGUCCAGCAAAAUUAUUGCAGUGGAAAAGGCGGAUGCAGAAGAAGCACUGCUGGAAGCCAUGCCUGCCCUGGAAGCUGCCAGAUUGGCUCUGGAUGACCUAGAUAAAACUGACAUUACUGAAGUCAGGUCAUUUGCCAAACCCCCACCAGCUGUCCAGACAGUCUGUGAGUGCAUUGUUGUGCUAAAGGGGCUAAAAGAAGUCAGCUGGAAGUCGGCAAAAGGGAUGAUGUCAGAUCCCAGCUUCUUACGACAACUCAAGGAACUGGAUGUAGAUAACAUCACACCGAAACAGACAGGCACUGUGAAAACAAUGUUAGCUGGAAUUAAUGUGACUAUACAGCAAAUGGCAAGCAUUAGCAAAGCCGGGGCUGGCCUCCUGAAGUUUGUGGUAGCUGUCAUGGGAUACUGUGCAGUGUUUCGAGAAGUGAAACCAAAAAGAGACAAGGUUGCAGCCCUGGAGAAAAAUUUCUUUGAACUCAAUCGCAGCUUGGAAAAGAUCAACAAGAAAGUGGCCAAGCUGGAAGAGUUACUUGCUGAUUUAAAUAGUAGAUAUGAGAAUGCCAUGGCAGAAAGACAGAGGCUAGAAGCAGAGACAAAACUGAUGGAGAAGCGGCUCAUUGCAGCAGAUAAGCUUAUCAGUGGUCUUAGUUCAGAAAAUGUCAGGUGGCUAAAGGACCUUGCGGAGCUGAGAAAGAAACGCCAGCGACUUUUAGGAGACUGUCUUGUUGCAGCUGGAUUUCUCAGUUAUGUGGGAGCAUUCAGUUUUGAGUUCAGACGUGAACUUAUCAAUGAUAUUUGGUUGACUGAUAUUCGAGAAAAGGAAAUACCUUUGAGUGCCUCUUUUCGCAUUGAAGACCUCUUGACAACAGAUGUUGAAAUAAGCAGAUGGUCUUCAGAAGGUUUACCUCCCGAUGAGCUGUCUGUACAAAAUGGUAUCCUGACCAUGAGAGCAAGUCGGUUCCCCUUGUGCAUUGAUCCUCAGCAGCAGGCCUUGAACUGGAUCAAGAAAAGGGAGGAGAAACAUAAUCUCAAGUGUUGCACAUUUAAUGAUGAGGACUUUCUCAAACAACUGGAGAUGUCCAUCAAAUAUGGAUUUCCGUUCCUCUUUACCGAUGUGGAUGAAUACAUUGAUCCUGUUAUUGACAAUGUGCUAGAGAAAAAUAUUAAAGGAGCCCAAGGUCGGGAAGUUGUCCUACUGGGCGACAAAGAGGUGGAUUAUGACAAAAACUUCAGGCUGUACCUUAACACCAAACUCUCCAACCCCAAGUUUGGACCCAAUGUCUUUGGCAGGGCUAUGGUCAUCAACUACACAGUCACACUCAUGGGAUUAGAAGAUCAGCUGCUGAGUGUGAUUGUUGGUUAUGAGAAGAGAGAGCUGGAGGAGCAGAGGGAAAGCCUGAUUCAAGAGACAAG